Molecule: messenger RNA, 2703 nt
Organism: Cyphellophora attinorum
Lineage: Eukaryota; Fungi; Ascomycota; Eurotiomycetes; Chaetothyriales; Cyphellophoraceae
Exons: 2
Coding region: 1-2703 (900 amino acids)
Source: RefSeq, a predicted model, not a curated record
AUGUCGGAAUUGAUAGCGAAGUUCCUCCAACCAAUCCCUUCAGGAAUUUUUGGCUUGUUUCGAUCUGUCAUCAAGGCGCGAUCAAUUACCUACGAUGCCUUCCAACAAAUCCUGAACGACAAGCCAGACCCGGAAAUUGAGAGGAACAAUGCAACUCACAAACACUUCAUCGAAUCGCUGACCAAGGCUUUCAACGCUUUAGGAGGCAAGUCCUUGACAUCUCCGGCAGGCUCGAUUGGUACAAAAGACGAACAAGAUGGCGAUGUAGAUGACGCGACCUUCGAGAAUCAGUUCUCAGCGAUCCGUAUCAGUGGUGAUAGCGAUGGCGGCAACGACACCGACGUCCCAUCUGAAACCGAGUCCGCCCCGAGAGUAGGAUUGCAGAGAAGGAGAGGCAAGGGAAAAGGCAAGAAAGGCAAACGGGCCAAGAAGUCGAAGACUAAAGCCUCUUCGAAGACGAAUACGGAAGCGUCUUUGGCCGAGAUUCCCAUCGAAAGCUAUCGGAUUAUCGACGAUACCGAUGGCAUCAUCUCAGAGUACCUCUUGGCAGUGUAUGCUGUUACUAGGGAGUGGUCCGAAUUACGUUCAUGCAUACAAAGUCUCUGGUGCGAAGUGGCAUAUGAGAAACUCAAUGGCGCCGUGGCUGCUUCUGUGACAAGCAUAGCAGUUGGAAUGGUGAGACAGACAAGUAAUGCUGUGUUUGUUGACUUUCCUGGCCACGACUCAUACGAAACGAUCAUGAAGACCCUUACUCGCGGAGACCCAGAGUGGGCGCAGGGCAAUUUCGGCGUCGCUUUACAGCGCAUCUCUGCGGACGGCCAACAUACGGAAACGGUCAAGGAAACACGCGUCGACAUUAAAGAACAAAUUUGGGUCAACACAUACUACGAUCUGAUGGCAUUCUUGGACGAUUUUCAAAAAAACAGAAGUGGCAAACCUACCAAGGCCAUGCAAGCCCAGAUCGGAGACUGGGAUCCACGUUUCGACCUGCAACGUGCCACUAAUGAUGAGAGACUGAAGUGGCGCCGUGCUUACACCAUCAAUUGGCUCUACGACCUGGUCAACCUGUUUUCCUCCAUCGUGGUGCAGCGCAAUACGCUGAAGGGCGAACACCAUGUUUACGAGAACGUUAACUGGUCUCCCUCUGGUCCGUGGCACAAGCAUCGGAGGCUCUUUGGCUUGAACGAAUUUGCAGGUGAUAUCACUGGCUGGGCAAUGCAGAAGCAGAACACAAAUGUCCGCCAGAAGAUAUCACCACACCACGUGUUUCAGCUUCAAUGUAUCGUCGACUCUUUCGUCGCCUCCCGCGGUUGGACCGUGAGCAUGCUCCAUGGUCAUCUUGUUCGCCAACCUGCCCACAAGUUUCGACCACGCCGCGAUGUUGAUCUUUUUCUGGACCGUGAGUAUCAGAAAAUGGGCAGAGGGUUUCUUCAAGCCGCCCACAUCCUCAUACAAUUGCUGGCCAAAGACGCCGAGUCCCACCAGCAUUCUGGCCGACAUGAAGACGUUUCUCAAAUGCUGGAAGAAUUCAGAUUGGACUUUGUCGAAUGGCUUGGAGAAUCUAAGUACAUGUAUGGACUGGAUACCAUACCGCCUUCGCAAUUCUCGAAACACAACGCGAACGGCUUGUGGGAAUAUUCGCCUCUCUUAUGCGCAGCGGGCUUGGUCGAAGGUCUCGUUCUCUCGCAACGCAUCUCAAUGCUCAUGUGGGACCGAAUGACAGAACCUUUGCUGGUGAUCCAUCUGCAUAAUCUCCUUGUUCAGAGGAAAUUUAUCAAGCAGCCUAUCGGUUUGUAUGCCACUCUCGAGAGCUUACUUGAAGGGUCCUUCUUCCCCGACGGCGUCCCCAAGUCUGACUUCUAUGAGGCUCUGGUUAAGCGAGUCCAAGGGGUCAAAAGUCGAAAGCUGUCACGUCAACGGCAAGCAAUGUCAUCGACCAUAGCACAGAUAAACGACAUGCACAAACUGAUGGACAUCAACUCGAACACCUUCUUCCGAACCAAGUCUGCCCUGAUGAAGUACUAUGACGCAGACUGGGUGCCGGACCGUAUUCCUGAUAAUGAGAUCACCUUCGCGUCGAUGCUCGGCCAACUACGCUUGGUCGAGACGAAGCAGGCAGUUGAUUCCAGCACUGGCAAGAAACGUCUGGAAGCAACCGAGCUUGUACAGCGGUUCAGAGCUCAGGGAAUUAACGAGGCGGAUCUCACCCAGGCAGCGUCUUUCGAGAAAUAUAAGGACUACAAGCAGGAUUAUAGGUCGAAAUUCAAGCCAUACGCACAGAAGAAGAGCAAGUUCUCGACUGGUAGAAGCUUGCUCGAUCUGCUUCGCGUCGACCUGUUUGCGGACGUAUGCGGUAUGAACCCGCUGUCAAGCAUCAAUUACCUGUGGGUAACGGUGCACUUCAUGAUUCUUUUCGACAGGCUUGAGAAGCGAUUGCGAGAGGUGCGAAACCCACUCUAUAUCAGAACAUACGAGCACGCCCCUGCUAGUAUGCGGCGCUCCAGGAGGCCUGCUCUGAUCAUGGCAAUGAUGAAAGACGAGGAUCCUGACACACUGAAGCUAUGUGCCGAAGUCUUCCAAGAUCCAAGGAUGGGUAUUAUGGGUUUCAUCUUCUGGGAGGACCUACGUGAGAGUGAGUCAGGCAUCAAAAAGACUGAAGUAGAGCCUGAUGAUUUAAGCUCCGAUAUGUGUUCGGUGAUGUAA